Messenger RNA from Vombatus ursinus (common wombat), 4852 nucleotides. RefSeq names its product FERM, ARH/RhoGEF and pleckstrin domain protein 1 (gene FARP1). The transcript has 27 exons. Gene Ontology annotation, molecular function: guanyl-nucleotide exchange factor activity; cytoskeletal protein binding. Lineage: Eukaryota; Metazoa; Chordata; Mammalia; Diprotodontia; Vombatidae. Bases 106 to 3234 code for a protein of 1042 amino acids. Gene Ontology annotation, cellular component: cytoskeleton. The record is from RefSeq and is a predicted model, not a curated record.
GCAGCGGGAGCCCGAGCCUCGGACGCUGGGGGAGCAGCGGCAGCUCUAGCCCCAGCUCCAGCCCCAGUCCCGAGACGUGGAGAUAUUAUAUAGAUUACUUUAAACAUGGGUGAAAUAGAGCAGAAGCCAACUCCAGGAUCACGGUUAGGAGCUCCUGAGAAUGCUGGGAUCAGUACGUUGGAACAUGGACAGAAAUUGCCCACAGCACCCCCGGGAAAACUUAUUUCCAUUAAAAUCCAGAUGCUGGAUGAUACCCAGGAAGCAUUUGAAGUUCCACAAAGAGCUCCAGGGAAGGUGUUGCUGGAUGCAGUUUGUAACCACCUAAACCUAGUUGAAGGAGACUACUUUGGCCUUGAGUUUCCAGAUCAUAAAAAGAUCACGGUAUGGCUGGAUCUUUUAAAACCUAUUGUGAAACAGAUCAGAAGGCCAAAGCAUGUUGUUGUUAAAUUUGUGGUGAAAUUCUUUCCACCUGACCAUGCUCAACUUCAAGAGGAACUUACAAGGUACCUGUUUGCUCUGCAGGUAAAGCAGGACCUGGCUCAGGGCAGGCUAACAUGUAACGAAACCAGUGCUGCGCUCUUGAUCUCACACAUUGUGCAAUCUGAGAUUGGGGAUUUUGAUGAAACAGUAGAUCGGGAGCACUUAGCAAAGAACAAGUACAUACCUCAGCAAGAUGAACUAGAAGAUAAAAUCGUGGAAUUUCACCAUAACCACAUUGGACAAACACCAGCAGAAUCAGAUUUCCAGCUCCUGGAGAUUGCCCGCCGGCUGGAGAUGUAUGGAAUCCGGUUGCACCCAGCGAAGGACAGGGAGGGCACUAAUAUCAACCUGGCCGUUGCCAACACAGGAAUUCUAGUGUUUCAGGGUUUUACUAAGAUCAAUGCCUUCAAUUGGGCUAAGGUGAGGAAGCUGAGCUUCAAAAGGAAACGUUUUCUCAUCAAGCUACGCCCUGAUGCUAAUAGCUCAUAUCAGGACACAUUGGAGUUCCUAAUGGCCAGUAGGGAUUUCUGCAAGUCCUUCUGGAAAAUAUGUGUGGAACAUCAUGCCUUUUUCAGACUUUUUGAAGAGCCUAAACCAAAGCCCAAGCCUGUUCUUUUCACAAGAGGGUCAUCAUUUAGGUUCAGUGGUCGGACUCAGAAGCAGGUUCUUGACUAUGUUAAAGAAGGAGGACAUAAGAAAGUUCCAUUUGAAAGGAAGCACAGCAAGAUUCGGUCAAUCAGAAGCCUCUCUGCUCAGCCUUCCGAACAGAACUCAGAGGUGCCAAAACAAAGCUCAAGUUUUACCUAUGGAGAUGGUGCUGAUUCACCAGGAGGCCAGAGUUGCCACCAAGGGAAAGAACUGAACAUUUCUGCUGAGGAAUCCGGACAACACAGGAGCCCUUCUCUAAAGAAGAGUCCCAAGGGUGGCCAGCGGGUUGAUGGUGUGGUGAUGACAACCAUGGAGGAAGAGGAGGAGGUCGUUAAGGAUAGAACGCGGCAGAGUAAUCCUCAGUCGCAGCAGCCAAGCACAGGCUCCCUGACUGGUAGUCCUCAUCUCUCAGAACUGUCAAUCAACUCUCAGGGAGGACCGACUGCAGCAAACAUGACCUUGUCUCCAAACUUGAGCCCUGACACCAAGCAGUCAUCUCCACUAGUCAGCCCACUGCUGAAUGACCAGACCUGCACGAGGACAGAUGAUGAAGAAGAGGUCAGGAGAAAGAGAUUUCCAACUGACAAAGCAUAUUUCAUUGCUAAAGAAGUAUCCACCACUGAAAGGACCUAUCUGAAGGAUCUUGAAGUCAUCACUUCAUGGUUUCAGAGCAUAGUGAGCAAGGAUGAAUCGAUGCCUGAAACACUAAAAAGUCUCAUCUUCUCUAACUUCGAACCUUUGCACAAAUUUCAUACAAGUUUUCUCAAGGAAAUUGAGCACAGACUUGCCCUUUGGGAAGGCCGCUCAAAUGCGCACAUCAAAGGAGAUUACCAAAGAAUUGGUGAUGUCAUGCUGAAGAACAUUCAGGGCAUGAAGCAACUGACAAAUCACCUGUGGAAGCACAACGAGGCUUUGGUAGAACUGGAAAAUGGGAUCAAGAACUCUCGUAGACUGGAGAGCUUCUGUCGAGACUUUGAGCUACAGAAAGUCUGUUAUCUGCCUCUCAACACCUUCCUCCUUCGGCCUUUGCACAGGCUUAUGCACUAUAAGCAGAUAAUGGAGAGGUUGUGCAAGCAUUACCCACCAAACCACUCGGAUUUCAGGGACUGCAGAGCUGCGCUGGCAGAGAUUACGGAAAUGGUGGCACAGCUCCAUGGCACCAUGAUAAAGAUGGAGAAUUUCCAGAAGCUACAUGAACUCAAGAAAGAUCUGAUUGGCAUUGACAAUCUUGUAAUCCCGGGACGGGAAUUCAUUCGCCUGGGCAGCCUCAGUAAGCUGUCCGGAAAAGGGCUACAGCAGCGUAUGUUUUUCUUGUUUAAUGAUGUCUUGCUGUAUACAAGUAGAGGACUGACUGCCACCAAUCAGUUCAAAGUUCAUGGACAACUCCCACUCUAUGGCAUGACAAUAGAAGAAAGUGAAGAAGAGUGGGGUGUUCCUCAUUGUCUUACACUUUGUGGUCAACAUCAGUCCAUUAUUGUUGCAGCAAGUUCUCGGAUUGAGAUGGAAAAGUGGAUUGAGGACAUACAGAUGGCAAUUGAUCUAGCAGAAAAAAGCAGUGGCCCCAUCCCUGAAUUACUAGCAAGUAGUCCACCUGAAAAUAAGUCCCCUGAUGAUGCCACAGCAGACCAAGAAUCAGAGGAUGACCUCAGUGCCUCCCGCACCUCCCUCGAGCGACAGUCUCCCCACCGGGGCAACACGAUGGUUCAUGUCUGCUGGCACCGAAAUACUAGCGUCUCCAUGAUCGACUUUAGCAUUGCUGUGGAGAAUCAGUUAUCUGGGAACCUGUUGAGGAAAUUUAAAAACAGCAAUGGAUGGCAGAAGCUCUGGGUGGUAUUUACCAACUUCUGCCUGUUCUUCUACAAAUCACACCAGGAUAAUCAUCCCUUAGCCAGUCUGCCUUUAUUAGGAUAUUCACUCACCAUUCCCUCGGAAUCAGAGAACAUUCACAAAGACUAUGUGUUCAAACUACACUUCAAGUCCCACGUCUAUUACUUCAGGGCUGAAAGCGAAUAUACAUUUGAAAGGUGGAUGGAGGUGAUCCGGAGCGCUACCACCUCUGCUUCUCGAGCUUGUGUUUUAAGUCACAAAGAAUCUCACGUGUACUGAUGGCUGGACACCCACGUUUCUUGUUCCAGCAUUUGCUGCUUUUCUAGAGGACGUCUGAAGUUACUUUCUCCUGUAUUAACGAAGCCUAGUAAAAUUAAAACGAGUGGUUUUGCAGCAACUCUUGUCUGUCCCAGCAAAACUGUUUUUAAUCUAGUCUUUUCAGCUGUUGACUCCCCAUCCUAGUGGUAACAGAACUCCACCACCUCCUGUCCUGUGUGGCAUUCUGUGGGCCCUUCUCUUGGUGUGCUGUUUUGGGUUUUGUUUUUUUUUUAGCUUGUGCCAGUAUUAAAAUAUUGUUCUUAGAGUGCCAAAUGACAUUUCCUUUCCUCCAAGAUUGCACCUUAAAAAGCAGUACAAAUGUACCUGCCCCCUCCCAAUGAGAAAUGUGAUCCCACGUGCAAGUGCUAUUUCUUUUUCUUAAAAAAAAAAAAAAGGAAAAAAACUUUUUAUUAUUUUGAUCAGUAGACUGCAUUUUUAAAUGUAAUAAUGGCUUUUUUUCCACAGUGUAUGAUACACACACAAUAGAGGCAGUCUUAUAGUAAAGGAGGUCAUUUUCAGAUUUUGUUUUUCAGUCUUUCUACUUUAUUAAUCAAGGAAUUCCUACUAAUUUUUCUAUUGUUAUAAAAGUUUGCAGCACACAAUAUUUCACUUUGGGGUUUCAUGUUAUAAUGAGCUACUUACUCUAUGACAUUUAUCACACCUUUGUCUUGGUGCAAGUUGACCAAAUUGUUUACCUGUUAAUUUUGAGAAGUGAUGACUAUUUGCAAAAUGUAGUUUGUUUUUUUUACGGAGAAACAAUGAAACAAAAGUCCAGUGCAAUAUUAUUUGGGCUAUAAAUGUACUGUGAAUGGUGUGUACAAUGGGAAGAUAUUAAGCUGUGGUGUUUUGCUGUUUGUUUCACAAGCAUGAAAAAUACCUGUAUGUCAUUAACCAUGGGCCAUUUGUGACAUGUUAAGUUAUGAAGAGUGUUUUUUGUUGGCUUAAGUGGAUGCAGAAACACUAUAAAGUAAUGGUACUUAUUUCCCUUCCCUAGGCUUUCAUUAUUAAGACCUAUAUCCUAUUGAAAAGAAUUCAUUUAAAACAAAGCAUUCUAUGGGCAUAUAUAGAUUGUGAUUGUCUCUUCAUAAACAGGACUCUGCUAUUAUCUACCCCUUGCCUUGCGGUCAUGGGUUAUUAACAAUAGUUUGAUAUUUUAUAUGCUGGACUGCUGGUAUCCACAGGGAAUCAGGUGCAAAAAUAGGCUGCAUCUGAAACAUCCAUUUAAAUAUUCACACUACAAAAACGCACCUAUGACGGUUCCCUUAUGGGUUUAAGGCCUUUUCUAAUGCAAGUCUAAAAACACCACAGAAGAGCAAGAUAGCAGCUCAAUUAACACACCUCUCUUCCCACUCCCCCACCAGCCAGGUUGAUGCUGCCUAAUUGAGAAUACGAAGGAAUGAAUUUUUGCUGGAAUACACAGACUUCAUGGAGCUGAGGCUGGCUUUGAUACAAAUGGAAACUGCAAUUUUCAAAUGGACUCGUAGCUUUAGACUUGUUAAUCACUUGCCUUACAACAUGUACCAGAUGGUUUAAAGUACUAACAACAAAAGGGAAUAAAAUUACCUCACACCACCACUGA